AUUGUACCAUUGAUUUUACCAUUGAUAGCACAUAAAAAUGAACACAACCUGUUUUGGAAACCAACUCUACUAUCAAUCUUUAAGUUUUAUGUUAAAGGGCCCCGAACUAUUCUUCGAGUGAUAUAUUUGCGUGUGCGUCCGUGAAAAAUACUAAGGUGUAGCCCGUUUAUGAAAAAACCACUUGCUCAUAAGGUUCUUUUACCGCCAUUUUUUAUCUUCACGCUUGUUUUUUCUUCUUCAAUCUUUGGCAGUUAUACCUGAGGAAAGCCAUUCAUCUGCUAUCCAGUAUACUGGCACCAUUUAGUCACUGUAAGGCUGCUAUUCUAAUUCCCCAUUUGGAACAUACUUUGGGAUAAAUUCUAGACUGAGUAGCAAUACAAAAAUGGCACGCAGGAGAGAUAGAGAUGACAAAAUUUCGAUCGAUGCCAGCGACAUCGUCGAACUGUCGAAAGCGACGUCGAUCUUCGAGAAGUUCAUCCAGUCGACAUUUGCUGAGUUCGCUGGAACCAUGAUCUACACCUUCCUUGCUUGUAUGGCAGUAACUACGAUGGAUGUAACGCUGAUUGCAUUCGCAGAAGGACUUGGAAUCGCCUUCCUCUGCUCAGCAUUCUUGAAUGUCAGUGGAGGCCUCUUCAAUCCAGGAUUAACAUUUGCCAUGGCAUUGGCUGGAGGAGUCAACGCACUCGCCGCCAUCUUAUAUUUCAUUGUCCAGAUACUCGGAGCUCUAAUUGGGGCUUCUUUUGUCAAGGCCGUAGUCCUCAAUGACUCCUACUACGACAUCAAGGGAGGCUGCAACCAGUACCGUGGACUGGUGCCUUACGACAAGUAUGACGCUAACCGACAGAUAGACAUGACACAGGGAACCGCCGUGGUCAUUGAGGCCAUCCUCAGUACCAUGAUCUAUCUCGUUUACCUCAUGUCUAAUCUUGACACGAAAGCCCGCCAGGUCACCGGCCCUCUCGCCUACGGAUUCGCGGUCCUCGUCAGUAUCAUUUGCGCGUAUCAUUGCACUGGAGCAUCUUUCAACCCAGCCCGUAGCUUUGGACCCGCGGUCAUAUCAGGCUUCUGGGCAGAACACUACAUCUACUGGGCUGGUCCAGCCAUUGGUGGUCUCUUGGCAGGUCUCUUGUACAGGUUGAUUCUCGGAGAUAGGAAGAAGCGUUUCAUCCUCAAACAUUAAGUCAAGACAACUACCAUAUAGGUCAACAUGUUCUCAUUCUGGACUACAUAAACAUGGAAGAGGGUCAUCACAAACUUAACAUCUUGUUGCCUAACCAUAAAUAACAAAAGUUUACCUGGUUAAUGAAAAAUAACUUCUAUCCGGAUAUAUCACAAAAAUAGAAAAUACACUCUAAACUAGAUUAUAUGGGGAUGAAGCUACUUACUCUAUACUGUUAAAACAAAGUCGCACGUGAAACUAUUGAUAUUUUCAUACUUAAGAGAAAGACAUUCAAGAUAUUUACAUCGAGAAAAUAUCAGAAGUCUAUACAACCCACUGUAAAUUUUAGAUAUGUUGAAUACAAAUAUUACAUCUGGUAAAGAGAAAUAUUGUAUCAUUUCUGCACAAUUUAUCAAAUAGCAACUCACACCAUAAACAAAUUUUUAGUGUACAUAGUAGUGAAGUACUUUAAAAGCAAAAUUACAUAAGCAGAUAAGUCAGCAUUUAGUAUAAUCUUUCUGGCACAUUCUUUAAAAUAUUGCUUUGACCUGUUCAAUUAAGGUGAGUAGUUGUAUAUUUUUAAGUGCUUUACUACUUUGUAAUCUUCUUUUCUGUAUAUAUUGCCAGUCUUAGCUUUUUUUUCUCUUUUUUUUAAUCACUACUUCAGUUUUAAGAGUUAAUCGUUUGAUAAAGCGUUGUUAUUGCACUCUUGUAGUUUAGACUUAUUUAAUUAUUUAGCAAGGUUAAUAGUAAGCUUGUACAAAACAGAUCAUGACACAAUUAUCAAAUAAACUCAAGUAGAAAUUGUAAUAAAACAUAGUUUGUCGUUCAUGUUUAAUUGUGCCCCUUUCCAUUGCUAUCAGUCAUGUCAUUUUAGAUUAAAAUGUGUAAACAAAAUAAAAUGCAAGCCAUACAUUGUUGUAGGAAUACAUAAAAUAAGACCAAGUACGAGUUAAGGUGGGUUAAACAAAAAAAACAAUAUUUUGAAUAUCAGUUAAGUGCAAUUAAUUCACAAUAUGUUCGUAAUUGCGCAAAACAUGAUUUGAAUUGAUUGAUAAUCAAAUUACGAAUAAAGUCACCUUUGUAUAAAAAAAAUAAUCUGAUUUAUACUGGUAAUAAACUUGCCACCUAGUUUAUAAACA
Lytechinus pictus (painted urchin) is the source of this 2301-nucleotide messenger RNA. Its product is annotated as aquaporin-8-like. NCBI's taxonomy places the organism in Eukaryota, Metazoa, Echinodermata, Echinoidea, Temnopleuroida, Toxopneustidae. The record is from RefSeq and is a predicted model, not a curated record. Gene Ontology annotation, molecular function: water channel activity. The transcript has 5 exons. Bases 383 to 1180 code for a protein of 265 amino acids. Gene Ontology annotation, cellular component: plasma membrane. Gene Ontology annotation, biological process: water transport; transmembrane transport.